Arvicanthis niloticus (Nile rat) is the source of this 842-nucleotide messenger RNA. The record is from RefSeq and is a predicted model, not a curated record. Lineage: Eukaryota; Metazoa; Chordata; Mammalia; Rodentia; Muridae.
AUGCUGGCAUCUGUCGCCACCAAGGACAAGAGAGGAGACAAGACCAUGUGGCUGUUCCCUGCUCUGCUCUUCCUGUUCCUCCAAGUGUGCAGCUCCAUCUCCAGUUACAUUGAGAUCAGAGGUCCGUGCUUUUUUUUUUUUCCAGGCUGCUGCAGUGAUCAGCAUUCAGUCACAGGUCCAGAGCAGGUGAGUGGUCAGGAGCAGGGCUCCUUGACAGUGCAGUGUCGAUAUGCCUCAGCCUGGAAGGAUCACAACAAGUACUGGUGCCGAGGAGGUAAUCAGAUAACAUGUGAGCUUCUUGUUGAAACCGAUCGAUCAGAACGGUUUGUGAAGAGGAACCAUGUGUCCAUCAGGGAUGACCAGACAGACUUUAUCUUCACAGUGACCAUGGAGGACCUGAGGAUGAGUGAUGCUGGCAUUUACUGGUGUGGAAUUACACAAUCUGGAUAUGAUCCCGUGUUUAAAAUUAGUGUGAACAUUGACCCAGCCCCAGAAAGUUCAACUAUGAUCACCAUAGCCACAGUUCUGACAUCCACACCACCAACCAUGGUGAACACUGGCAUGGAGAACACUGACAACGGAGCAGUGACUCAGAGCAGUCCCCACACCAGGUCCCUGCUGAGCAGUUCCUCCUUCCAGCUGCUGGUCUUUGUGAAGUUACCCCUGUUCCUGUGCAUGCUCAGUGCUGUCCUCUGGGUGAACAGGCCUCAGAGAUGCUUUGAGAGAGGUGAAGUUGGCCUGGUGAAGACCCAUAGUUCUGUUGCCUGGAACAGAGGGAAAAACUUCCCAGGAGAUGGAAAAUGAUGUCUACCUCUCUCUGUGUGUCUCUCUGUCUCUUUCUC